Anisakis simplex (herring worm) is the source of this 2151-nucleotide messenger RNA. The record is from the annotation of a GenBank genome assembly. NCBI's taxonomy places the organism in Eukaryota, Metazoa, Nematoda, Chromadorea, Rhabditida, Anisakidae.
AUGUUGUUGGUGAUCGAAUGUGUUGAUGAUGUUAAAUCAAUGACAGAUAUAUCGAUAUGGUUGUAUCAAGCCCUACACGGUUAUGCGGCCCAUCAACAGGAUAUCAAAUCGCCGCACUUGGCUCUAAUCAUAAAUCGUCUCUCAAAACUGCUCUUCUACAAAAUCAAGCCUGUUUUUGUUUUUGACGGACCGAAUGUACCGCAGUUCAAACGCAAGAUAUUGGUAAGUCGUGAACGUGAAAUGAAACGUUAUAUGGAUGAUAUGAAGAUAUCAAAAGCACAGAAACGUGUUCUAACUGAAAUGGCACUCUCUAAUGAAGUUGAUAGCGAGCAUUCGCAAGAUAAAUGGAUAAACGCAUUCAGUUCAUCGUCUGCGUCGUCAUCGAAACGCAAAACUGAAGAGGAUAAGCUGAUGGAGAAAAUCCAGUUGGAUAACGCAAAAUCCCAACAGAAUACCUUGAAACUAAAACAUGAGGCAGAAAACGAUUCGGAUGAUGUGCAGUUUGUGUAUUCUUCACAACCGACUUGCUCGAAAUCGGAGGAUGUAAAAUAUGAUGAUCUCGAUGAUGAAUCGAUGAAAACAUUGAUUACGCCUGAUCAGCGUCUUGAUUACCUGUUGACCUUACGUGAACGUGAACGUCGUGGUCGAGUUACCGAAGAUCAGGUUCCAGAGGAUUCACGUGAAUUUUGUAACUUUCAAUUAAAACGUCUUCUGAAACGAAAUCGAAUCAAUGAGCAACUUGAUAUGUUGAAAAAAGAGGCACUCGGAGACAUGUUCAACUCGGAAACGAAAUCAAAAGACGGUGCAAAUUCACAGAAUACGGUACUUUUAUCAGUGAUGGAAGGUCUUACAAGGGGACAUUUCUUGACGCGAGACGUUGAUGCGGACGUGAUGAUUGAUGAGGAGCAAACCGAAAAAGCGCAACAAAUCAGAGAGUCAAUCUCGUGGCCAGUUAUGUUGGAACGAAUGAGAAGUGAAACGAAUUUAAAUGGUGGCGGAGUUAAGAUCGAGCCAAAUGAAUCGGUGGAGAUUGCUAAUCGCAAUCCAUCACCUCCAAAAGACAGUAUUAAAGACGAAAAUACUGAUGAAGAUGAAGAUGAAGAUGAAGCACUUCAAGAGGCUAUUGCCAUGUCGAUACGUGAGACAGCAGUGAAAGGUGGUUCGAAAAGAGCCGAAUGUUCGUAUGGAGAUGAAUCAAAAAGUGAUGUUGUCGAACGAUUCAGCAAUGUUUUUGCGAGAAGAGCGAGAGAUUUACAACGUGACACUUGGUCUGACAGUGCGAAAUCGUCAUCUGAUGAAAGCGAUGAAUUUAUUGAUGUUGAUGAUCCAGUGAUGCCCAUUGCUGAUGCAGACACGAAAACAAAUUCAGAAACAACCGGAGCAACUGAUCCGCAGACUUCUGCACCUCUUUUCUGUUAUCACCGCAAUGAUUUUAAGGAUUGGAUGCCAGAUUAUGUGCACGAAUUUGGUAGGAAAGAGGGAAAAGAAUACGAAUCACGGGUUGUUCGAACAGAUGAAGACAUUGAACGUGAAGAAGAGGGUGUUUAUAAAGAAUGUCAGGAAUUGUUACGUCUUUGCGGUAUUCCGUUUGUUAUUUCACCGGCUGAAGCUGAGGCUCAGUGCUGUGAAUUGGAACGAUUGGGUUUAGUUCAGGGUAUUGUAUCAGAUGACUCAGAUGUGUGGUUAUUUGGUGCGUCGACUGUCUACAAGAAUUUGUUCAACCAAAAAAGACGAGUGCACAGAUUCUCGAGUGAAACGAUUCGAUUGACCCGUUGGGAAAUGAUCGAAAUCGCUCUGUUGUCCGGUGGUGACUAUACAUCAGGAUUUGAGAACGUUGGCGUUGUAACAGCGCUGGAGUUGAUCUCUGAAUUCAUGACAAGAUCUGAAACGGAAGCUGCUGAUGGAGAAACUGAAGCAUUCGAACUGCUUCAACGUAUUUCAAACUGGUUGAAUAGAACCGACAACAAUGGCAAGAUAGAACAGAAAUCUAGCUCCACUAAUGGAAAAUCUCAAAAGGACGAAAGUAAGAGCUCUAAAAGAAAGUCUGAUGGAAGCGAUAAUGGAGGAACAUUCGAAGUGGCUCGAAGACGAAAGUUACGCGAAACGAUUGAGCGUAAUAAUGAGAAGGAAAUCAUUGAAGCAGUGAGUUAG